This is a messenger RNA of Meleagris gallopavo (turkey), 1451 nucleotides long. The record is from RefSeq and is a predicted model, not a curated record. Lineage: Eukaryota; Metazoa; Chordata; Aves; Galliformes; Phasianidae.
CAAAUGUAACCCUGGUGAUGUUGAAAUUACGUUGUUUUGUUUGUACAGUCAUAAUUUUCCUGAUCUUGCUUUCUUUUUUGUAUCUGCAGUAAUUAUGCCACCUUCUGCUUUGGAUCAACUCAGCCGACUUAAUAUUACUUAUCCAAUGCUGUUUAAGCUGACCAAUAAAAAUUCAGACCGAAUGACGCACUGUGGAGUGCUUGAAUUCGUGGCUGAUGAGGGCAUAUGUUACCUACCACACUGGAUGAUGCAAAACUUGCUGCUGGAAGAGGGAGGCCUGGUACAAGUGGAGAGUGUUAAUCUUCAAGUUGCCACUUACUCAAAAUUUCAGCCACAGAGUCCAGAUUUUCUCGACAUCACCAACCCCAAAGCUGUAUUAGAAAAUGCAUUGAGAAACUUUGCUUGUCUAACUACUGGAGAUGUUAUUGCCAUCAACUACAAUGAAAAGAUCUAUGAGCUUCGGGUAAUGGAGACCAAGCCAGAUAAAGCUGUGUCCAUCAUAGAAUGUGAUAUGAACGUGGAUUUUGAUGCUCCUUUGGGGUACAAAGAACCAGAAAGAAGUGCUCAACAUGAAGAGACCACAGAUGUUGAAGCAGACCACAGUGGUUAUGUGAGCGACGUAGGAUUCCGUGCAUUCUCUGGCUCUGGGAACAGGUUGGAUGGCAAGAAGAAAGGUGUUGAGCCCAGCCCGUCACCAAUUAAACCAGGAGACAUUCGAAGGGGAAUACCCAACUAUGACUUCAAGAUUGGUAGAAUCACGUUCAUUAGAAACUCGCGUCCGCUGGUUAAGAAAGUGGAAGAGGAUGAAGCUGGAAGCCGGUUCAUUGCCUUCUCAGGGGAGGGCCAGUCCCUGCGCAAGAAGGGAAGGAAGCCCUGAGGUGUGGGACCCUCAUUCUGCCAGGAGGAAAAUAAAAUAAGAAUUGCAGCAUAUUGGAUGUUAGUUAUUGCAGUUGCAACACAAGAACGCUGCGCUGUCAGACGGAGUUGAUUUUCACUUGAAAACUAAGUUGUAAGAAUUCUUUGAGUUCUAGGGAUUUUUGUCCUAUGCAUUGCAAAGGGGGGAAAUGUGUCCUGGGUAAGUGUGAGAAGCAAAAGCAGCUCUUAGCAAACGGCCUGCCCUCCUCUCUCCUGGUGCUCUGUGCUUGGUACUUUCCCCUCCGUGUAGGCACCGUGCAGGUGAGCUUUGUGCUGUGGUGCAGCCCUGCGUGUGGGGUGUGGGGUGAUCUUAGCUCCAGGUGCUGGGAUGUGAUGCAGCCCAAGGAACUCAGGUUCUGAUGCUCUUUGUAAUUAGUGACAUGCCUCCGUAAUAACUAGAGAACCUCUUGCAGCAAUCUGGGGGGAGACAGCCGCCUCAUCUCAGGCACGGGAGGUGGGAUCUCAGUAAUAAACAAAGCUGCGCUCCUUCCUCAGUCGUGGCUUAAAACCUGGAGUAAAAGUUGCUAACUAACCGA